UCGGCGCGGGGCGGUGACGUCAGGGGCGCGCCGGCCGGUGGCUUGAGAGUCCGUGAGUUCCGCGUGGGGCGGCGGCGGCGGCAUGGAGCGGGACCCCAGCCCCGGGGGCGCGCGCCGGGCGCUGGGCCGCCUGCUGGAGGCGGUGCUGGCGAGUCGCCGCGAGGCCAACGCCGUGUUCGACAUCCUGGCCGUGCUGCAGUCGGAGGACCCGGAGGAGACCCAGGAAGCGGUGCGCGCGUGCAGCCGCCUAUUCGGGGCCCUGCUGGAGCGGGGAGAGCUGUUUGUGGGCCAGCUGCCCUCUGAGGACACGGUCAUGGCAGGGCCCCAGGGGGCGACGCGGAAGUACAAGGUGUGGAUGAGACACAGGUACCACAGCUGCUGUAACCGCCUGCGGGAGCUUCUGGCCCACCCCUCCUUUGAGGUCAAGGAGCUGGCUCUCAGCACGCUCAUGAAGUUCGUACAGCUGGAGGGAGCACAUCCCCUGGAGAAACCCACGUGGGAGGGCAACUACCUGUUCCCUCGCCAGCUUUUCAAGUCGGUGGUGGAAGGCCUGCUGUCUCCGGAGGAGGACCACUCGCUGCUGGUGUCGCGGUUCCAGGAGUACCUAGAGCACGACGACAUCCGCUACCACACGAUGCAGGCGGCCACGGGUGUCGUGGGCCAGGCGGCUGACAGGUACCCCGAGGUGCCGCCUGCUUUCUGGAACAACGCCUUCGCGCUGCUGUCUGCCGUGAGCCUCCCCUGCCAGGAGAUCAGCUCCUCCAGCUUCUACGUGAAACGCGCUGAGCUGUCGCACAAGUGGAAGGUCGCUCAUCUGAAGGAGCACAAGAAGGCCUUCCAGCUGAUGUGGCUUGGCUUUCUCAAGCACAAGCUGCCCCUCAGCCUGUACAAGAAGGUGCUGGUGAUCAUGCACGAUGCCAUCCUGCCCCACCUGGCCCAGCCCACCCUCAUGAUCGACUUCCUUACCCGCGCCUACGACGUGGGGGGCGCCAUCAGCCUGUUGGCCUUGAACGGACUUUUCAUCCUGAUUCACAAGCACAACCUCGAGUACCCUGAUUUCUACCGGAAACUCUACGGUCUCCUGGACCCGUCUGUCUUCCACGUCAAGUAUCGGGCCCGGUUUUUCCACCUGGCCGACCUCUUCCUGUCGUCCUCCCAUCUGCCCGCCUACCUGGUGGCUGCCUUCGCCAAGCGCUUGUCCCGCCUGGCGCUGACGGCGCCCCCCGAGGCCUUGCUCAUGGUGCUGCCCUUCAUCUGCAACCUGCUGCGCCGACACCCCGCCUGCCGCGUGCUGGUACACCGCCCGCUGGGCCCCGAGCUGGAUGCCGACCCCUACGACCCUGCAGAGGAGGACCCGGCCAAGAGCCGCGCCCUGGAGAGCUCGCUGUGGGAGCUGCAGACCCUCCAGCGGCAUUACCACCCUGAGGUGUCGCAGGCCGCCAGCGUCAUCAACCAGGCGCUGUCGGUGCCUGAGACCAGCAUCGCACCCCUGCUGGAGCUCACGGCGUUCGAGGUGUUCGAGCGGGACCUGAAGAAGAAGAGGGGCCAGGAGCCGGUGCCCCUGGAGUUCCUCCCGGCGCAGGGGCUGCUGGGCCGGCAGGAUGAUCUCUGCGCCCAGCACUUCACGCUCAGCUGACCCUGAGCGCCCGCUCCCCUCCCUCACCCGUGGUUUUGUAGGAGAGAGAUGGGGGUGGGCUGUGGGUGGCGGGGCGGAGUCCGGGGAGCGCUGGCCUGUCUUCUGACUGCUCCGGCGGCCGGGUCUGCAGGCUGGUGGUCACAGUGCCGGCCGUGCACGGAGGGCGCCUCGUGUCCACCCGCGGCCCCCCACGCCUGCCCCCCGCCUCUUCUCUCCUCCGGAAGUCUCUCCCUUAGCCAGAGCCCGGGUGGGCGUGGGGCCAGGGUGGGGGUCGGGGGCUGCGGCCACACGGGGCUCUGGGUGCACUGGGGGGUGGCUUCUGCCAGCCCUGUGUGACCCCCGGGCCCCUUAAGUCCGAGCGUCUGGGCCACACCCCCUCCCUGCUGCAGCUGGACUGUGACCUGGGAGCGACAGUGAGGGUUCUCCCGGUUAGUCGUGGGCAGCACGGAGCACAAGCCACCUGUUCCCAGUCGAGCUGAGGAGGACCUACCUCCCCGUGGUCCCAGGUGCGCGGUGGGCGUGUCUGCCCCACGAGGGGCAGUUACGGGUGGAGCCACCUGAACUGUCGCGGCCCCGAGUGGCGUGGGUGCUGGCAGCUGCAGGCCGGUCGUUUGCUGUGUUUCCGGGCUCUUUCUUCAAGGCCCCGUUUCUGCCGGGCGAGCUUGGUUCCCCUCCGGCGUGAGUCCGGCUUCCUCUUAAAAAGCGUCUUGUUUAGGGAGAGAGUCACGUGAGCGAUAGCCGCUCCCGUGGGCUUGGGGGCCUGGCGGAGAUGCAGGUGUGGGUGCAGAGCCAGGGAGGGGGCGUCCCUGGUUCUGCAGCCUCUUGCCUGAGCACCCCCUCCCCGCCCCCACGGGAGCACCUGGAGUCACAGCGGGCAGUGGUUUGGCCGCUUGGGUCUUAGGGAGCUGCCCCGGUGGCCCAGGACCCUUGUGUGCCUGGUGGGGAUGCUGGGUGAGGGGUGAAGGGGUGCUGCUUCUACGUACACCUGUGUGGUUUUAGGGACGCUAGCGCCCCGCCCCCUGGUGGUACCGUCCUGGCCCCAUCUCGAGUCCGCUUCUGCCCCCGGGCCUUUGCGCGCUGCCUUCUCUGCAGCUUUGCUCUCUGCUCCUGCCUGCGGACCCCAAGCCGAGGGCGGCCUCAGGGAAGCCUCUGCCCGGCAUCCCGUCGGUAACAGCUCCGGGCAUGCACGUGGGCGCCGCCUGUUCACGGCCCCGCUGCCGUCGGUGCCCCGUGGACGGUCCCUGCCACCCUCCCCAGAGACCGAGGGAAGCUCGUCACGACCUGGUCCUCGUCUGGUCCCCGGGGCCCGGGACUCACCCGGCACAGAGGAGGGGCGCGUACACGUCUGUGGUAGAAGGGCCCGGGGGUCCUGAGCCGCCUGCUUCCGGCACAGUUCGGCACGUCUGAGGCCGUCCCGGCCCCAGCUGAGCCCCGGCACGGGGACACCGGGGGCAGCCCUGGGAGGGCUGAGGCCUCACGCUGAUUGAGAGAGAUGCCAUCCUGCUUUUUAACGUAAAACUACAGGACUCUUAUCAAGCAGGUUUUCUCGAUUGUUGCAGCAUCGGCAUCGUGUGCUGUCGGUAGCCUUCCUCCUUCCGGCGGGUCCGGGGCUCACCCCUGCACGCCCCGCCCGCGACACCCCCUCACCCCCGCGCCUGGGCAGCUGCGCUUUGUGGUGUUUCUCGACCUCUGGGCCCCAUGGCCCCGGGGGCAGGUGGCUGAGGGGACACAGGGCGGGGACAGAUGGAGAAGACCGGCAGGGAGGUGCCCCUGGGACCUGAGCACCUGAUGGCCGUCAGGGCUGGGCUUUCAGGGGCUCGAGAACCGUCUGGGAUCUGAGUAAAAGACCCCUGGGGCCCGGGGUCUGCGUUUGCAGGGGCUCCCAAGCCGGGGGGGGGGGGGGGCAUGGUGACCGGAGGUCUGCAGGCGGCGCCCCCUGCGCUGAGGGCCCUUCUCCCCGGCAGCUCCCAGCCCGCGGCCCCGGGGCCUCCGUGUCCUCCCGUGGAGCCGUGUCCCGCCCUGACUCCCUGAGGCGCUGACGGCCGGCGUCGUGCACUUCAGUGGUCCGAGUGCCGUCAGCUCCGCGAUGGCAGAGCCGUGUGCCUCGCCCCCUUGUCCGCGAGUGUCCCAGCACCCGGGACGGCGGCCUGGCGCCUGUGUGUUUCCUCCAGCUGAUCUCUCAGAACCGGCCUUCCUGGGGGGCCUGGCCCGAGGCGCUGUGGGUUCCCUACAGCACAGAGAACUCUGUGUGGUGCCUUGGGGGGAACUGACCGGGACGGGGACGGGGUGGGGAGGGGGGAGGUCCCUGGAGCCCCGUGGGCGGCAGGGAGGAGCGAGCGGCUCCAGGCUGCCCGGGACAGCAGAGCGGUUAUUUCCUCUCCUGUGAACCGACUGCCUUUUUUCCCAAUUAAGAUGCGGUUCUGGUUUUGUUUAUCAUUUUUAAAUUACAAACGCAAGGCAAAGCUAAUUACGAGUUCCAGUGACACUCGGGCUCUUCCCUGCGAACCUCUCGGCCUUGGUGCCUCUCCCUCUCUCCACCGUUCGUGCCCUCAGGUGCCAGCACUGCCACCCCAGGUCCCCGCCCGAUGUUGACCCUCCUCUCUCGGCUGUGAGCUCCCCUGCCACUCAGCGGUCCUCCCUUGCUGUGCUCCCUCUGGUGCCCACGCAUUCACCUGCCACAAGUCCACGGCAGCCACCCUCGCCCCAGGAGGCCACCCGGCUGGGUCCGCACGAGUUUGUUUGCAGCUGGGGACAUCACACCCUCGCUUGAGUCAAAAGUUUUUAAAAACCAAUUUUGGGCGGAAUUUGAAAUACACACUAAGUACCUUUUUAGUAGAA
Molecule: messenger RNA, 4474 nt
Organism: Prionailurus viverrinus (fishing cat)
Lineage: Eukaryota; Metazoa; Chordata; Mammalia; Carnivora; Felidae
Gene: NOC4L
Product: nucleolar complex associated 4 homolog
Exons: 15
Coding region: 83-1636 (517 amino acids)
Biological process (GO): ribosome biogenesis
Cellular component (GO): Noc4p-Nop14p complex; small-subunit processome; nucleolus
Source: RefSeq, a predicted model, not a curated record